ACACAUUAUUUGAUUUCCUUCCCUCCCCUUCCGUCUCUCCCCCUUCUCGCUGCCGCCUUCCCUCUCCGCGAGCCGCCUCGCCGCCCGGGUCGCCGACGCCAGCGCCCCGCCCGCCGCGGAGCAGAAGACGCCGGCCGUCCCCGACCCUACGCCGCGCGCGGCGCCGCUCACCCCCCCGAGACAGUCAAUAUGUCACUGGAUGUUACUCAAAUACUCUUGAGUGCACAAUCUGCCGAUGGCGCGAUUAGGAAGCAUGCUGAAGAAAGCCUCAAGCAGUUUCAGGAACAAAACCUCCCAGGUUUCUUGUUCUCCCUCUCAAGUGAGUUGGCCAGUGAUGAGAAACCUGAGGAGAGCCGUAGGUUGGCUGGUUUGAUCCUGAAGAAUGCACUCGAUGCAAAGGAGGAGCACAGGAAGAGUGAACUUUUUCAGAGAUGGCUGGCACUGGAUGCUGGUGUCAAGGCGCAAAUUAAAGCAUUGCUGCUGCAAACUCUCUCGUCUCCUGUUGCAAAUGCCAGAUCUACCUCUUCUCAAGUUAUCGCGAAGGUUGCUGGUAUUGAGAUCCCUCAGAAGCAAUGGCCUGAGCUUAUAGUAUCACUACUCUCAAGCAUACAUCAGGUGCAACCAAAUGUCAAGCAGGCUACGCUUGAGACACUUGGCUACUUAUGUGAGGAAGUUUCUCCGGAAGCUGUUGACCAAGACCAAGUCAAUAAGAUACUGACUGCCGUUGUUCAGGGUAUGAAUGCUUCUGAAGGAAACUCUGAGGUGAGGCUUGCAGCCACACGAGCAUUGUAUAAUGCGUUGGGAUUUGCUCAGGUUAACUUCUCCAAUGACAUGGAGCGUGAUUAUAUCAUGAGGGUUGUUUGUGAAGCAACCCAGUCACCAGAGGUGAAGAUAAGACAGGCUGCUUUUGAGUGUUUGGUGGCCAUUUCAUCCACUUACUAUGAUAAGCUGGCCACAUACAUGCAGGACAUAUUUAACAUCACUGCAAAGGCUGUAAAGGGAGAUGAGGAGUCAGUUGCACUUCAGGCCAUUGAAUUCUGGAGUUCUAUAUGUGAUGAGGAAAUUGAUAUUCUGGACGAGUACAGUAGCGAGUUUACAGCUGACUCUGAUGUUCCUUGCUACUAUUUUAUCAAGCAGGCUCUACCGGCCUUAGUGCCAAUGCUGCUGGAGACUCUUCUCAAGCAGGAGGAAGACCAAGACUUGGAUGAAGGUGCUUGGAAUCUUGCAAUGGCUGGGGGAACUUGUCUGGGCCUGGUGGCAAGGACUGUUGGGGAUGAUAUUGUUCCUCUUGUGAUGCCUUUUGUUGAGGAGAACAUAACGAAGCCUGAAUGGAGGCAAAGGGAGGCCGCAACAUAUGCAUUUGGAUCCAUUUUGGAGGGCCCAUCCGCUGAUAAACUUGCACCCCUUGUUAAUGUCGCAUUGAAUUUUAUGCUGUCAGCAUUGAUAAAGGACCCAAAUAACCAUGUCAAGGACACGACUGCUUGGACCCUUGGAAGAAUAUUCGAGUUUCUUCAUGGUUCUGCACUUGAAACUCCUCCCAUCAUUACAGCUGAGAACUGCCAGCAAAUACUUACUGUGCUACUUCAAAGCAUGAAGGAUGUCCCAAAUGUGGCAGAAAAGGCUUGUGGGGCACUCUAUUUCCUUGCUCAAGGCUAUGUGGAUGCUGGAUCUGCAUCACCUUUAUCUCCUUUCUUUCAAGAUAUUGUUCAGAACCUUCUUAUGACCACUCACAGGGAGGAUGCUGGAGAAUCCAGGCUGCGUACUGCAGCUUAUGAGACUCUAAAUGAAGUUGUCAGGUGCUCAACUGAGGAGACAGCUCCUAUUGUUAUGCAGUUGGUACCUGUGAUCAUGAUGGAACUCCAUCAGACACUUGAGGCGGAAAAGUUGUCAACUGAUGAGAGGGAGAAGCGGAGCGAUCUGCAGGGCCUUCUUUGUGGUUGCUUGCAGGUCAUUAUCCAGAAGUUGGGAGGAAUGGAGUCAACAAAAUUUUCGUUUUUACAGUAUGCAGAUCAGAUGAUGGACCUCUUUUUGAGAGUUUUUGCUUGUAGAAAUGCCACUGUGCAUGAGGAGGCUAUGCUUGCUAUUGGUGCAUUAGCAUAUGCAGCCGGUUCAAACUUUGCAAAGUACAUGGCACAGUUUUAUCAGUAUUUGGAAAUGGGUCUUCAGAACUUUGAAGAGUAUCAGGUCUGUGCCAUUACUGUGGGUGUUGUAGGUGACUUGUGCAGGGCACUGGAGGACAAAAUUUUGCCCUACUGUGAUGGCAUCAUGACCCAGCUCCUGAAGGAUCUAUCCAGCAAUCAGUUGCACAGAUCUGUAAAACCACCUAUAUUCUCCUGUUUUGGUGAUAUUGCACUGGCAAUUGGGGAGAACUUUGAGAAGUAUCUAAUCUAUGCCAUGCCCAUGCUUCAAAGUGCGGCAGAUUUGUCGGCGCACGCAACUGCAGCGGAUGAUGAGAUGCUUGACUACACAAAUCAAUUGAGGAAUGGCAUCUUGGAGGCUUACUCUGGUAUUCUUCAAGGAUUUAAGAGUUCACCUAAGACACAAUUGCUGAUGCCAUAUGCUCCACAUAUUCUUCAGUUCCUUGAUGCUCUUCAUAAUGGCAAGGAUAUGGAUGAUUCUGUGAUGAAGACUGCAAUAGGUGUCUUGGGAGAUUUGGCAGACACAUUGGGUGUCCAUGCUGGUCCUUUGAUCAGUCAAUCCACCUCAAGCAAGCAAUUUUUGGAUGAGUGCUUAUCAUCAGACGAUCCCUUGGUCAAAGAAUCAGCUGACUGGGCAAAGAUUGCAGUUAGCCGUGCGGUUUCAGGUUGAUGUGACGUUGUUCUCGAGUCUGCACAUGCAUCCAUCCACAUGUUGAGUCCGGGUCUUCGGUUGCAUCAUGUCUGGGCUUGCUCUUCGGAGAAGCCCACACAUCCUCACAGCAGAGUCGGGGGGGGGGGUCCUCACUAACCCAUGCAUCAGUACAUGCGUCAGCCCAGCCUUUUCAAUUCUGCGGAAAAGAGGGUUAAGUUGGCCGCCUGCUAACUUUUCUAAAGGCAUCUGGAACCUUCAUUUCUUACUGGAGGUCUGAUGAGAUUCUAUUGUAGCUUGUCAUGCUGAUGGUUUCCUCGGCUUGGCAUGCAUGGUUGUGGUCUGGGUGCUAUCGCUUUCCUUUGCAUUCAUUGCAUGCAUCGAACAUCUGUGUCAUGGUCUACAAGGCCCGGUUGCUUAUGGAUAUAUUAAGCAAAAAGGGGGGCUCGCAUGCAUUGUCACCGGAUUAUUUUGUACUGCUCUGGGCUAAGUUCGCUGUGUCGGACGUGUCCGUCCCUAGCUGUUAGAUUGUUUGUUUCCUAGUAUUUUCCUCACGUGCAUUGUCUUGCAUUCAUUCAUGGUCUUUUUGUAAGGGUUUCUUUUGGUCAAAACUUUGACGGCAUGCCGUUGUACAAUGCCUUGCAUGCGUCGGUUUAUUUCCAGGUGUUAUUGGGGCAAUGCAGAAUUGUGCUUUUUUUUGUCAUCUAUGCUGCUGCUCCGUUUCUGCUUCUUUGAAGCUUUGCUGGUAGGGAGGAAAAAACAUUAUAGGUCCUGAGUGGUGUUUUUCGGGGGCUGUUGUCGAGUGUGAGUUGGUUACAGGAAUUGUAUUAUUCUAUGGAUCUCUGCUGCCUCCUACCCAAUGUGUCAUAUCAUUUGCUGGGCAGAUUGAAAAUAUAUGAUGAUGAAUGAUAUGGAUUUUACUUUCCUUUUAUU
Messenger RNA from Brachypodium distachyon (stiff brome), 3720 nucleotides. Its product is annotated as importin subunit beta-1. The record is from RefSeq and is a predicted model, not a curated record. Gene Ontology annotation, cellular component: nucleus; cytoplasm. Gene Ontology annotation, biological process: protein import into nucleus. The transcript is spliced from 3 exons. Gene Ontology annotation, molecular function: nuclear import signal receptor activity; small GTPase binding. NCBI's taxonomy places the organism in Eukaryota, Viridiplantae, Streptophyta, Magnoliopsida, Poales, Poaceae. The coding region runs from base 190 to 2808 and encodes 872 amino acids.